AUGUUUCUCACGAGAUGUCUUUUGCUGCUCUCUGCCUUGGUGGCAUUUGCCGUGUCGCAAGACGUCGGCUUUUCGCUAGAUGGCAUCAUCACCAGCGCAACUGCGACAGACUCGUCCUACAACACUGGAGGUUUCAUCACCACCAAUGGCUGGAGGGUCAUCGUACCCAAGAACCUCCAGGUCGGCUUCCCCGCUGCCUGGGUUUCGUGGAAGGACUUUGUGGCCGCGUACAGCGCAGGCCAGUUCCACGACUUUGAGGUUUCGGUCACUGGUAAUGUCGUGCCUCAGCUUGGCGCGGUGGCUGGCCAGAUCUACAUCUCGCAGCUCUUCCUGCAGGGCAGCCAGGGCAUCAUUUCCCAGGUCAACAACGACGGCACCAUCAAGAUCGCCAAUGGGCCAACCAUCCGCAUCAACGACCCCAACGCAGUCUACUCGGUUGGCUACACCGGGUCGCCCUUCAUGACGGCCGACGACGAGAACCCCAGCAUCUCUUCCUUUGGCGGCUUCCCCAUGUGUGUGCCGCGCAGCCCGACCGACCCGCUGUGCCCGGCGAGCAACCGCCCCGGGAACAAGCAGGGCAUCUUUACCGCGCUUGACCCCCUGGCCAUGGCGCCCUUUGUCCCUGGCGACUUUGUCGAGUACUCUGGCUACACCAACGGGGCGGGCGAGAUUGUGUGCUUCGAGAUCACGGCCCUCAACGUGCAGAUCAGCACCGGCGGCGCCUUCAGCUUCAUCCGGGUCGAGGAUGCCAUCAUAGGCGUCUUUUCGGGCGACGGCAACGCCGAGUCGGCCAGGUCGCGGUUCAUCGGCUACACAUCUGAGACGGCGGGCUCGCCCGUGUCGGUCCACGCCAUCGAAGUAGACCCGUGCACGGGUGCCGAGACGCUCCGGCAGGUCGCCGGCGACUUCAUCAGGCAGGGCGACGUGCGCAACAAGUUUGUGCUGGACAAUCCCGCCUCGGCGACCGACACGUACACGCGCGAGUACGUCGUCAAGACGGCGUCGGGGUCCAAGCUGACGACCAACAACAUCAAGGCCGGCUACUACAUCCAGCCCGUGACCGAGUGGAUCCAGCCCGAGCUUGCCGUGCCCGGAGCGGCCCCUGUUGCCUUUGAGUUUGCCAAGAUGAAGCACCUCACGCAGGGCCUGGGCCCGGACGAGGCCGGCAACAUCUGGGGGCCCCUGAGCCCGUUCCCCCAGUCGGGCGUCACAACCUUUGACAUCUCGACCUGUCCCAAGAUUGUGCCCUCACCUUCAUCUACGGCCCCGGCCGACACGGCCACCACCGCUGCCGGUGCCGCGGCCACGCCCACAAAGGACACGGUCAAGGUGCUUGCCGCAAGCUGGACCAGCUCGGGCAGCGGCAGUCUCCAGGUCGCCUGCACCUCUUCCAACACCACCACCACUCUUGGGUUCAUGUUGCUCGACUACACGUUCCCGCCCGGUGGCGGCCAGUCCGCCGUCAACCAGAAAAUGACACCCUCCCCCACAAUCCCAGGCCAGUGGACUAUCACGGUCCCCAGGAUAAAGCAGCCCUCCUCCGUCGUAUGCAAGACCCUGGCCGGCGGCAAUGCCACGGCACCAGUCACCAAGGGGAAGCGGCGGAGCGCCAAGCUUUACUGAGUGCCCCGAUGGGGGGGCCAAGAAAUGAAUGGUCUGGAACGACUCGGUGGUCUAUGCCCAGACAGGAAAGUGCAUACAAAUCCUAAGCAAUGCAGGAGUUUGGAGGGGCAGGGAACGAAUUUGCCUGCAUUCUACUCGUUGCAGUUCCGACAUAGCGGUCUUUGUCAUCAUGAUUGUUUUUUGGUGGUGCUUGGUGCACCCAAAGAAAGAUAUUACACACACGA
Messenger RNA from Microdochium trichocladiopsis, 1847 nucleotides. RefSeq lists its product as uncharacterized. NCBI's taxonomy places the organism in Eukaryota, Fungi, Ascomycota, Sordariomycetes, Xylariales, Microdochiaceae. The record is from RefSeq and is a predicted model, not a curated record. Bases 1 to 1623 code for a protein of 540 amino acids. The transcript is spliced from 2 exons.